AUGACAGCACGUCCAACUUUUGAAGACAUUGGUAAAAGCCAUGGAAAAUACGACAUGGAGCGUAUUGGUUUGUUUUCGGAGAUGCCAUAUAUGAUUGGCGAUAAGUAUCCUAAUAAAAAAGAUAAUAUACGGGAUUUGAAAAAGUCUCAAAUGUAUCCAAGUACUUUAAAAACUAAAACAGGUCUUCAAGACGCUUAUUUUGAACCACAAUAUAAAAGGUUAUAUGAAAAUGAAAAAUGGAAACCACAACCAACAGGACUGUUUGUUAUGAAUGAUAAGAAAAAACAAGUUAGUACGCAUCCAUUUAUACCUACAGGUCCUGCAAAAUACCAUUCAACUGCUGGUGAUCAUUUUGGAACAUUUGGUCCUAAGCUCCCAGCGAUGUCUAAUGCCAAAACUUCACCAAAGAAAGAAAAGCUCCCACCAAACGCCUUAACUAAACCAACCAAUACAAGAGGACCUGGAUAUACGGAUAUUGGUUUCAGUCCGUUCCCUGAAUACAAGUCAAGUCCAUAUAAUGACGUGAAAAAACAAAAUAUAAAAGAUAAACUAAACAAGGCUUCACCAUUUUUAACUGGUGGUUCCUACGAGUUCUUUGAAAAAAAUCCUUAUUUUAGUGAUGAUCAAAAGCCGACGUACAACAAGAUCUCAAAAACCAAAUUUAAAGGAACGCCAUUUCUGCCACCUUCAACAAUAAAUAACAUUGGAAAUGGUUUCGAAAAGUGGCCCAGUCAUUCGGAUGACCGCUACAUUGAUCCAUAUAGAAUUGAAUAUAAGAAUAAAAAAGACAAAAAAGACGAUAAAUCAAUUAUUACAUUCUAUCCACAAACCAGAAACAAAUCGUUAUAUACUACAUCAACGAUUCAGCGGAAAUUAAAAAUCUCAAUGAACAAUCACAACUGGCGUACAUUUGAUACCAUUACAUACCCCACAGAAACAAUAAGAAAACAAUGA
Molecule: messenger RNA, 954 nt
Organism: Macrosiphum euphorbiae (potato aphid)
Lineage: Eukaryota; Metazoa; Arthropoda; Insecta; Hemiptera; Aphididae
Source: the annotation of a GenBank genome assembly